Drosophila melanogaster (fruit fly) is the source of this 9928-nucleotide messenger RNA. RefSeq names its product dyschronic (gene dysc). The record is from RefSeq and is marked reviewed. Lineage: Eukaryota; Metazoa; Arthropoda; Insecta; Diptera; Drosophilidae. The transcript is spliced from 17 exons. Bases 1566 to 4613 code for a protein of 1015 amino acids.
AAGUAGUCGGAGAAGUGGAGCCAAACGGUCAAGACGCGGAGCUCCGCUGAAAAAUAAAACAAUAUACAGAAGGAGAGAGCGAAGGGAAAGAAACUACAAAAUCGCAGCCCAAAUCGCGCUUCGUGGAAAAGAAAAAAGUUGGCUACAAAAUAAUUGCAAAAGGCUUCAGCCAAAUAACCCCGAUAAAAUCGAAAUAAAAAGUGUUUUGAAAUGCCAGUUAAGGAAGUACACCAAUUAUGGGCUGUCUAAAGCGAAAGAAGGAAAGAGACAGGGCAAUUCUGCCUCUUCCGUGUUGUUGUGUGUAAUGUGUGAAACGAUUUUCCUCCUUCAACAAUUUUUUUUUGUCAACAUGCACGGGGCAUGUAGAUACAGCGACGAACAGGCUGAACUAGAGCCAACGAGAAGGGUCCUUCAUUAAAUUGGUUGCAAAAAAAUAAGCAAAAAAUAAAUGAAACAGUAGCAGAUGAGGGUUACUUUUUGAGACAAACACCAAGGAAAUAAUAACCUUGACGGCUUCUGGCCAAGGCUCUCAACUCGCUGUUCGAGGGUCCGCGUCGUACAACAUGGCGUAUGCUUAAUAAAACCAAAAUAUUAUAUGCCAGCAAAAAUGCAAACAUGUGCAACAAAGUGUGCGUGCGCGUGUGUGGGUGCCAAAUAAAAUAUUAAGCAAAUAAAUAGCGGAUUCGAUUCGACUCAACUCCACUCUACGCGAUUCCCGAUGACGCAUUCGAGAAGAGUAGGGCAGAAGGUUAAAUUACACAAAACGUCAAAUUCGCCACGUACGAUAGUCGAUUCGGAGUCGUUAGUCCGAAAUUCGGUUUCGGUUUCGGAGUGCUCGGUCGGGAUACGGAGUAUUCAGAUUAUAGGCGUAAAGAGAGCAGAAACUAUUCGGCACAUAACACAGCCAAACUUGCCAACUGAAUUCCGCUAUAAGAAUAUAAAACCGAAAGAAUCAUCAAUAAAAUUAUUAAAUAUUAUCUAUGAGCCUCAACCAAAGUGUCCCUGUGUGGCUGGCGAAUAUCAUGCAUAUUAUUUCAACAAUUUACUCAACCAGAAAAUGUGCCUAGCUCUCUGAGCGUGGGAGAAAGCUUGGCGAGAGAGAGAGAGAGUAGCACCCUCAACCUUAAUUCACCACGAUAAAAUACAACAAAGAGGCAACCUAAAAAAAAUUAAAAAAAAAAAAUACUUUCACUCUCGCCCCAACGUGGCGGCAUCGAGAGGCAGGAAGCGCAAGAGUGACAGACAGACAGAGAGAGAGAGACGGACGGGCGGACGGCGCUGGAAAACUCAAAGGGAAAACUUUUUGCAUGCCACAAGCAGCAGGAGCGUCACAAUCAGCAUCAGCUGACUGCUGCAGGAAGCCUGGCAGCAGGACAACUGUGUGUUGCGGACAGGACGAGCGUCCGGUCGUGUCACAAUCCAUUCAAUAGGGGCCUCCAGCAAACACUGGCCAACACACAGGCUCCUCUGGCCGCCUCUCACCAACACACACACUCACACACACCGCGCCCGAGCAACGGCAGUUUUAAUGUAUCCUUAGAAUUCCAAACAGCUCCAGCAGUGUAAUGCGCCUUGGGGGCAGUGGCAUUCCAUACGACGGCGACCCCCUGACAAUGAGCGCAGCUGGCAACGACUAUGCCGAACUCUGUGAUCUUGGACCCUCGCGAUGGAGUGCCCGACCCUACGGAUACAAUGCGACCGCAGCGGCAGCCGCCAGCUUUGGCCUUGGGCCCUCAAUGGGCGGAACGCAGUCGUCGUCGAGCGUGCCGACGGGCGGAUCGGCGGGACUCAGUGGUCACCACCUGCGCAGUAGUGGAGCGCCGGGACCGAGCAGCUUCGAGGCGGAGGACAUUGGAAUGGCCUUUGGCAUGAUCAGUCCGCCGCCGGGCAGCGGACCCUACGUUGGAUCGUCGGCGGCGGCAGGCGGUUCGCGCGUUGGCAACAGCACCAGUUCGUUGCGCGGCGCCGGCGGUCGAUCGGGAUUAUAUUACUCCCCGCCGGGCACCUCUUACACGAUCGUCGAGCGCCCCCACUCGCCGCACUACUACUUCAACUCGGCGGGCGUGCCCACCAAGGGCGGCUCGUUGCCGGGGCGUGGCAGCGCCUAUCUUAGCUCCUCACCCGCCAGCCACAUGGCCGCCGGAACGGCAGGCACCCUGCCCACCUCGACGGCGGCCAGUGGGCGAUCGAUGGGCCAGCACGCGAGCAGCAAUGGCAACAAGAAGCGACCCAUCUCGCCGGAGCAGGUGCUACGCAUGUUCGGCGCCACCCAGUCGUCAUCAGUUCCUACGAGUAGCUACCACUACAGCAACGGCGGCACGCGGGAUCGGGAUCGCACCGGCAGGCGGAGCCCCGCCAGCAGUCCGCCUUCCACCACCCACCAGAUUUAUCGGGAUCGGGAGCGGGAAAGGGAUCGUAGUGUCCCGAAUAUCCAUGAACUUACGACGCGAACCGUUUCCAUGUCGCGCGACCAGCAAAUCGAUCAUGGUUUCGGCAUUUGCGUUAAAGGAGGCAAAGACUCAGGCUUAGGCGUCUACAUCUCACGCAUCGAGGAAAAUUCGGUGGCCGAACGCGCUGGCUUGCGACCCGGUGAUACAAUCCUAGAGGUGAAUGGCACCCCCUUCACCUCAAUCAAUCACGAGGAGGCGCUGAAGAGAUGUGUGCAGAUAUUGAAAUCGUCACGUCAAAUCAGUAUGACGGUGCGAGCGCCGCCCACUCUGAACUCGACCGCCCCGCUCCACGGCUUCGGUCCGCCCUCCCGCGACCCCAUGUACGCAUCGAUGGCUCCCCCCCUGCACCCACAGAACCAGGCGGCAGCGGCAGCAGCGGCGGCGGCGGCCUCCGGGGCGGGUCUGCCCUUCCGCCAGACCUGCUCCUGGAUGGACCGCCACGGACGACCCGCCUCCCCGCCCAUGGAGUACGGGGGCAGGCGCAGCGAGCGAAGGGAUCGCAUACGUCGCGUGGAGCUGCUGAUCGAACCUGGUCAGUCUCUGGGCCUGAUGAUCCGUGGCGGCGUGGAGUACGGCCUGGGGAUCUUUGUCACCGGCGUAGAUAAGGACAGCGUGGCAGAUCGAUCCGGACUGAUGAUUGGCGACGAGAUCCUCGAGGUCAAUGGGCAAUCCUUUCUCGAUGUGACGCACGACGAGGCGGUGGGUCAGUUGAAGUACCACAAACGCAUGUCGCUGGUGAUACGUGACGUGGGCAAGGUGCCCCACUCCUGCACCUCCAUCGAGAUGGAGCCCUGGGACGCCUACAGUCCAACGGGCACACGAGCACGCCGAAAAGGUCAAAUUGCGACCAUGGUGGAGGAGAAGGCGCGCUCCCUGCUGCCCCGUCAUCACUUUGCAAGCCUUUCCUACUAUAUUGCCGAAUAUAGUGCGAAAGCAAUGACCAUAGAUGCCUUUGUUGCCGUCUUGUUAGAGAUGUUAGAUACGUACGAAAAGCACACGCUAGUGACGGAAAUACGGGAAUUAGUUUUCCCCGAGGAUCGCACGCGAUACGAUGAGCUCGUCUAUCGCAGAGAACGCGAUCCUUAUAGCGUGGAUAGGCAUAGGCGUAAGGGAGACCCCGCCCGUGAUUUGCCGGUAACUGCUGAUGAUUUGGAAAUAAUAGCCGCCACCGGACGGAGUCCUUCGUCGGACUCGGGCCUGGGCAUGACCGUAACGGAUAUAUACAAACGACCCGCACUACAGUUGCCCCAUCGUCCCAUGUCGGCGGGACCCAUACUGCAUCGCUCACAGCCAGCAUCACAUUAUCAGACAGGCAGCAACCAGUCCUCAUCAUCAUUGUCGCCUCCACAACAACAACAACAGCAGCAGCAACACUAUCAACCCCACCAUGCCUCAUUGCGUCAUCUGGGCGGUAUCGGCGGCAACGUGGGAUCCGGUCGUCAUCAUCACCAUCCGUUGGGACCAAGUCAAUUGAAAUUCAGGCAGACCAAAGACAAUCAGCAACAGGAAUACGGCUGUGAUGAGCACAGAACUCGCCGGGGCAGCGAAACCCUUUUACCGGAAUACGAACCAGAUGCGGGCGGCUACUUAGAUGGACUGCGUUCACAUUUGGGUGGUUUAACACAACGUGUCAAAUCAUGGUAUUGGGGACGACCUCUAGAGUUGGCCACAAAACUCUCAAGAAGUUUCGAUAUGAAGGAAGAAGGCGGCACAUUGCUGGGCGAUAAAGGUGUACGAAGGCAUCAGUCCAUGCAGCGUCUGUCAGCGGAGCAGAAUGGUGGUUCAACGACUGAACAAACACAUGAACACAAUCCAAACGUCGUACCUGAUCAUAGAGGCAACUUACACAUUACAGUUAAGAAAACCAAACCAAUUUUAGGUAUUGCUAUCGAAGGUGGUGCUAAUACAAAACACCCGCUCCCUAGGAUAAUCAAUAUCCAUGAAAAUGGUGCAGCAUUUGAAGCGGGCGGCUUAGAAGUCGGCCAACUCAUCCUGGAGGUAGAUGGAACGAAAGUGGAGGGUCUGCAUCAUCAGGAGGUUGCUCGACUAAUAGCCGAAUGCUUUGCUAAUCGUGAAAAGGCUGAAAUAACCUUCUUAGUUGUCGAAGCAAAAAAAUCAAAUUUGGAACCGAAGCCGACGGCGCUGAUAUUUUUAGAAGCCUAACAUUUGCUUGCCCUGCCGGCCAGUGACCCAUUGGAACGACAAAAACUCGAGUUCCUUUACGAAUGGGGCAUCGAUUUAACAGAGACGCCAAAACCAAUGCCAACACCAAUACCGCUAACGAAAGCCAAGAAUCCGCCGCCACUGCCCCAUGAGUUGCACAACAACAUCAACAGCCAGUAUGGUAGCAGUGCGGCUCUCAGCAAUCAUCAACCUCAUCAGCAUACGCAUCCACAUCCCCAGCAGCAGCAGCAGCAACAACAACAUUCAAACACAAAAACGCCCAACACGAACAGCAACAAAACACAAGGAACACCAACAACGGGAACGGGAGCUGCAACAACUGGCAGCAAACAACAACAGCAACCGGGAAACACCACCAACACACCAACGAAGGCGUCGCGUGAGGCGACUCCCACAAGGGAGCAGCAUCAUCAACAUGCCACGCCUACACGCGAGCACCAGCAACAAACGCCCACUCGGCAGCAGCAACUGCAACGUGAACAGCAGCAGCAACUGCAACGCGAACAGCAGCAGCAACACCAUCGCGAUAGGCAGCAACAUUUUCGCGAACAACGCGAACAACGCGAGCGGGAGUACCAACACGAACACGAACACGAACAACACCACCACCACCAUCAUCAUCGUGAACACCACGAGCAACACCAACACCAACAUGGACACCAACACCAUCCCCAACACCAACAUCAUCAUCAAUAUUCAUCACAGCAGCAACACCAACGCUACAGCAGCAGCAACAGCUACAAAUCUCAUAAUAAUUCCGUUUACCAGUAAGGAGAAACCGAAUGCAAUUCUAGCAAUUGGAGCAACAAUAACAAUCUUUUGGAUACAUUCUUUCAAAACUGCUACAGCAAUUCGAUCAGUAAACAGUUUAAUUGUGCUACCUUUGUUCAAACAACCGAAUACCUUCGCCCCUCAUGCACGCCUCUUUCUACACUGAACACAACGCGCUUGACAGAAUAUACGAAAUUUACCCCGAAAUUCCCUGGCUACAUCCAAUUACUAUUGAGUUGUAUGGCUCACCAUAUACCGCUUGACUAGGACCUUCUAUAAAUGUGUUAAUUUGUUGUAGCUGAAGAGAUGCUCUAACCAAAAAAAAAACGUAUACAUAUGAUUUAAGAACGUUAAGUCUUAAAGACCAAGACCAGUAAUAAACCUUUUUUAUUUAAAAAAAAAAGUUUCUGGAAUAUCAAAUUCAAAAUUUUAACACUGCCAAGGUUAAAGAAAAAUGUUAAAAAAAAAAUAAUACAAAAUAUGAGCAUCUCUGUCCAACUUGGCUUUCCGUUCUAUAUCCAUAGUGUAGUAUAUGGCUCCCCCAAAACUGUCUUUAUAUCUAUUGAAACCAAGAACCACUCCGAUCCUCAACUAGAAUAACCAGAGAGAAGACCUAUCCAGACCUUAGGUAUCCUGAUCCUAAGACCCUCUAUUGAACCACGAACCACGCGCUAGUCGAAAAAUGUGUAAAUCUGUGUAAACUCUAAAAACAUAUUAUUGUAUGAUUAUUAUUAUUAAACUAUUGAUUAUCAAUCGAGCAACGUAGCUUAGACCGUUAAUCAUUACUUGUUUGAACUAGUGACAAGACAAGUUUAGGUUCACAAGAUUACUGUAAGAGCAAUGUUAUUUGAUGAUAAACCCACAAAAGCCCCCAAGAAAAGCAACCACAACCGAAUAAGGCAUACACUAAGAAAAUCAAGAGCUUAAAAUAUUAAAAAUGAACAAGUAAAAUAUCUUAAAAUCCCCUAAACAGUAAGCAAAGAAAAAGUCGAUGCAGAGAAAAAAAUGAUGAAACAAGAUUUAAGGCACAGACACUGUAAAAUGUAAAAAUAACCAGCAAACUAGUAACGAAUUGUCGCUUUUGUUAGAUUCAAACACACACUAACAUACACGAAUACACGCAUGCACGGCACACACACACAUACACACGCAUGCAUAUUGCCAAAUUGAUUGUAUUUACAGCAGCUAAUUGAACGAACGCAAAAAAACAAACAACAAACAAAAAUCAAGCCCACCUAAGCAAAAGAUAAUUUGUAAAAAUUAAAAAUAAUCUUAAAAUUAAAUCGCAAAAAUGUAAAAAGCUAUGAAUAUAUAUAAAAUGAAGCAAGCAGUAGCUAUGGCCACAAAAACACUCACACAACAACACUUACACCAGCACCCACUCAGAAAUACUUAGCCCAAAAAGCGCAUCAAUUCUAAAUUUUUAACCAAGAUAUCAAAUUAUAUACCCGCAGUGUUGUUAGGUUAAUCGACAUUUUCGUCGACUGAAAUUCUAUCAUAUUUCUACAAAUUUAAUUAUCGACAACAUUUACAGUUCUGCGAUUAAAUCGAUUAAUUCGAUCAAUCUGACAACACCGCAAGGCAUAUCCCUGUUAUUAGUACAACUUAAACUGCACACUGCACAAUUUUUGAACGUUUGUUAAAUGUUUUAAGGAGUAAAAGGCCGACACCAGGAAAAUCCGCUGCAAAAUUGUAUUCUCCUCACCAACUAACCAAGAAAGGACCCUCGCACCCCAAAACAAACCGAUCCCAAAACGCAACUCCAACCCAGAAAAAUGGUAAACGAAUUAUGAAACUGCUAGGGCAGAAGGACAUCUACGUCUGCUCUGCCACUAAAAAAAAAAAUGCAAAAAUAACAUUUACGCUGUAGAGACAAGAAGAAAUUAACGCUUAAAAUUUGAGGUUGAUUGGCAUUAAGUAAAAAGUUAAACGAUGUUGAAGCAGGAAGAGCCGAGCCGACAGGGCGCGAUCACGAGCAAGUAAAUUAAAUUAUAUAACAACUUUAAACGGGCACGACGAACAACCAGCAAGUGCUUACUAUAACUUCAUACGUAUUGUGUAAAAUAUUAGCAAAGAAAAAAAUCCUUUUUAUAGAUCAAAAACAAAACAAAAAACCAACGUAUUUUUCGCUCUCUAUCCUUCACUUUCGAUUAAACGAUCUACCUAUAUCUGUCAUCCACUCACUCAAUCAGUCAAUCAGUCGUUCAGUCAAUCGUUUCGCCAAAUUUGUUGAUUUCGUUUGUUGUGUGUGAUAGUGUUUGGAUUAUGAAAUGAAACUUUUGCAUGUCACAAGAGCAAUUUGUUCGACCUAAGUCCCCAAGAAAGUUAACUUUGUGUCUAAAUGAUAUGUAUAGGGCAUGGAUUCUAUGCUGGGCUUGUUUUAAUCAUCUCAAAACUCCAGAAGGAAAACUAAUUCUCUGCUUAACUCUCUCUUAUUAACUCUCUUUAUGUAUGUGUCUGUGUGGAAAUUGAAUACAUAUACAAAAUUAUUACAAUUGAAAUUGAAUCGUUAUAUGAGGUAUUGUACUUGUAUUUUUGUUGACUAUUAUGUAAUUAAACGCUUUACUGAAUAUCAGUUAUGUACAUUUUUUAGCUAAAACUAAAAAUUAAAAACCAAAUUCAAGCAAAGAAGCUUAUGCUGUUACUUAUUGUUAGUGAAUUUACCACAAAAAAAAAAAAAGAAAUGAAAAGAAAAGAAAAUCGAACAAAAAACCAAACUCAAGUUAAAUUUUCAAAAAUUUAUAGAAACAAAAAGAAAUCAUUUUGCAACGUUCAUGCGUGAAGAAAAAUAUCAAGGGGAUUGCCUUGUGGACGCACUUACGCCUUUGUAUAUUGCGAUACAUUUUGAUGAGAAGGCUUAUCUUAAACUUUGAGAACUACCAGAUAAAUAUCUAUUUAAUAUAACGUAUACAUGCAUACAAGCAACAUAUAAACAUAUACCGAAUAUAAAACGUAUGCUAAACUAUAUCUAAAUUGUAAACGACAAUGAGAAGCAAUUUUAAGCAAAAUGAAGAAAACCAUUUCAAUUUCAACUUCAAUACCCCCCACAUGAAAAAACACACACGGAUGAAGUAAACCAUUUAUGUGAAUUAAUAUGUAUAGAACUAUAUAUAUAUCUAUGAUUACAAACAGCAACAAGGCUAUCUAUAUGCUAUGCUAAUGAAAGGGUAAACGGCAUUUAAACUCAUUCAACCAAAACAUACAGAAACCGUAUCACACGGAAAGAAAUGAAAGCUUAUAAAUACCAUAUAGAAACGUAUAUGUACCAUACCAUAUAGAUCCACAACCAUGUACCACGGAACUAUCGUAUCGUAAAUAGCAAUAGCUGUUAGUUAUAGUCAAUAUGGAUAGCUAAACUACCGAAUAGCAAAGCCUCAACCGAAGCAAACUUGUUGUACGAUUAAGAUUGAGCUAGACUUUUAACCAGAGAUAAUCCAAUUUGUAGAUAUAUCGAUAUAUCACAUAUAAAAUGUAUGAUUGUGUAUAUUACCGGAUAACAAAAGAACUCUUAUGAUUUCCAGGUCUCGCUUUUCAGUUGAUCCUUAUUAUGAGAACCCCAACUAAUAUAUAUCAAAUGCCCAAAAACCUUUAAUGAAUUCAGACCAGACCACAAAAACAACCAACAACCAACUACAACAAAAACAAACUGUGCCACCUAGUACAUAACAAGAAAUGGUUAUAUAUCUGUAUCUGCUAUAUAGACACUAUAACACAUACAAUUCAACACGAACUUGUACUAUACCUAGAUAUACUACAUAUAUAGAGAGAGAAGGAAACAUUCAAUGCUCACUUUUAUAUUUUUUAUCAUACAUCCUUGAAUCGAGAAAGCUAUUGAAAAGGACGCAGGACGAAGCACCGUAAGAACCACUGAACCACAAAACAAUGCAAAACAAAAGAAAUCGUACAUAGGAAAAUUCUCAUACCCAAAGAACAUAUAUUUAUAGAUAGUGUACAAGUUCUAUAUGCCUAGAUAUUUGUUCCAUUGCUUUUUAGAGCCAAUUUGCUUUGCUUGCGAGACAAAAUCCCCUGGAAAAAAAAAACCAAAAAACGUACCUACAUUCUAUUCUGUUCUCCGAUCCCAUUCAAAAUGACAAUUAGGAAAGAAAACACCAGGCAUAAACGCAAAAGAUCGAGCUAAACUAGUGCUUAGUGUUUAAUGAUAAACAAUUCCAAUAAAAGUAUUUCAGUUGUGUAUAUUGUAAAGAACAAUUAUAAAUGAACAAAUAUAAAGUUAAACAUUUAAAGAAUAAUUCAAAAAUUUAUUGAAACAUUAAUAAAAUAAUUGUAUUUAUCGAAAUUAAUACAAACCAAUUUAAGGCAUUAGCAUAGCAAAAGAUAACGGUAUACAUAAAUUGAAAUGAAAAUGAACACAAAAAGCGCUGAUUUAAUAUUAUAUUAUUAAUUAUAUUAUUGCAAACAACAAAGUGAAAAACAAAUGAUAUUGUCCUUGGUAUUUACAUAUACAUAAAGAAAACAGCAAAAAAAAAACAAAAGAAAAAUAAAAAGAAAACGUUUUUUUAUAU